This is a messenger RNA of Drosophila takahashii, 1269 nucleotides long. Lineage: Eukaryota; Metazoa; Arthropoda; Insecta; Diptera; Drosophilidae. The record is from RefSeq and is a predicted model, not a curated record.
AUGCAUAUCGGCAAUGCAAUCCUGAUCCUGGUGAGAGUAGGGGGAAGACUGGAUAAUUCCGAUCUGCCAUACAGCGCUAAGCAUCCAGCCAUUUUGCCAAAACAGCAUCGCUUUACACGGCUAUACGUCGAGUUCCUUCACCGUUCCAACCUACAUGCAGGACCGAAAGUCUUGCUUUCCUUACUUCGCGAAAACGUUUGGGUCAUCAACGGCAGAGCGUUAGUGCGUCAAGUGGUACGGGAAUGCACUCACUGCUUCCACUACAAGCCUCGCCUUAUGUCCCAGAUCAUGGGAAAUCUCCCUCCAGAUCGACUUGUCGGCGAACGAGCGUUCCUGGUGUCAGGCGUCGAUUUUUGCGGUCCCUUCCUGACCUCAUACAAAAUUCGAAGCAAGUCCCCGUACAAAACUUACGCUUCAAUAUUUGUGUGCUUUGCAACGAAGGCUACCCACAUCGAACUAGUUUCCGAGCUUACAACUAAUGCUUUCUUAUCCUGCAUUCGAAGGUUUAUUGCCCGGCGUGGGUUACCGCAACGCAUCUACUGCGAUAACGCAAAAAACUUCGUGGGAGCUGCCAACAAAAUGAAGGAGUUCCAAACUGCAUUACUGGAGCCUGAAUCCAUCAGUCUUCUAGAGUCAUACAGCGCUCGCAAGGGAUUCUCAUUCUGUUUCAUCCCUCCCAGAGCCCCACAUUUCGGCGGCCUCUGGGAGGCGGCUGUCAAAUCAGCUAAAACGCUCCUGAUGAAAAACAUCGCAGAAGCAAACUUUACAUACGAAGAGCUCCUGACCGUCCUCGCAGAAGUCGAAGCCAUAUUGAAUUCACGCCCCAUUGCGCCAGUAUCGGACGACCCAAAUGAUGGAGCUGCAUUGUCGCCGGCCCAUUUCCUAAUUGGGUCAGCUUUAUUAUCUGCACCAGAUGAAUCUCUCUAUAACCCAACAGAGGAGGACGACGACUCCAAGUUGCGCUAUCUAACCAGAUGGCAACGCGUGACAUUCAUCAAUCAACACUUUUGGCGCAGGUGGCGAAGGGACUACAUCCAUUCUCUUCAAGUUCGCGGCAAGUGGACCAAGCCGCAAGCCAACAUCCAGGUCGGUCAACUCGUCAUCGUGCACGAGGACAACCUUCCUCCUCGAUGCUGGAACCUAGCAAGAGUCACUGGAGUUACUUACGGACGAGACCACCGAGUACGAGUCGUGGAUCUGCAUACCGCUAAAGGCCCCCUGCGUAGGGCAAUUCAUAAAUUAGCUCCUCUUCCUUUUGAUUGUAAUUGA